Messenger RNA from Juglans regia (Persian walnut), 681 nucleotides. Its product is annotated as transcription factor CPC. Gene Ontology annotation, molecular function: transcription cis-regulatory region binding. The coding region runs from base 260 to 517 and encodes 85 amino acids. Lineage: Eukaryota; Viridiplantae; Streptophyta; Magnoliopsida; Fagales; Juglandaceae. The record is from RefSeq and is a predicted model, not a curated record. Gene Ontology annotation, biological process: cell differentiation. The transcript has 3 exons. Gene Ontology annotation, cellular component: nucleus.
UUUGUUCCCAAGCGUUCAAGCUCUUCUUUCAAUGGCACUCAAACGGACCACUUCAAUACACAUAUACACAUGAUUUUAUUUAUUUAUUUAUGCCUUUCCCAGAAUUCCCAAUCCCACCCCGGUCGGGAAACUAUUUAAGUCUAAUUCUUCCCUCUUCACGAUCGCAAAGAAAAAAGAAAAAAAAAUCAAGUCUACCGGUGUUUCUCACUUUCUGUCCAGUCUGUCUCUUUUCUCCCCAUUUUCAUAUAGCUCCGAAACUAUGGACAGGCGUCGCAGAAAGCAAGCCAAGACCAGUACUACUUGUUGCUCAGAGGAGGUGAGCAGUAUAGAGUGGGAAUUCAUAAACAUGUCGGAACAAGAAGAAGAUCUCAUCUAUAGAAUGUAUAAGCUGGUUGGUGACAGGUGGGCUCUGAUAGCUGGGCGGAUUCCAGGACGGAAAGCAGAAGAAAUAGAGAGGUUUUGGAUAAUGAGACAUGGAGAAGUGUUUGCCAGUAAGAAAAGAGCUGAAGAGACAUAACUCCUAAUGCUCUAUUACUAGGCUAUAGAAUUUCAUUUUUUUUAUUUUUAUUUUUUAUUUUUCUACUCUUGUACGUUUACUUAUGCAUGUGACGAGGUAAGGUAGUUUGUAACUUUUCCUCUUUGGCUAAUUUAUUGUGACUCACCUUUUUACUGGUGUUACUU